CUUUUAACCAGUGAUCCGGGACAGCGGGCUGUUUUAAGAAAAUCGGGACUGUCCCGGUAAAAGCGGGACUGUUGGGCGGGAGAAGGACUGGGGCAUGAAUCGAGACGGAGCCCCCGGGAAGAGUCCGGAAGAAAUGUACAUUCAGCAGAAGGUGCGAGUCCUUCUCAUGCUGCGGAAAAUGGGUUCCAAUCUCACUCCAAGUGAAGAGGCAUUUCUGCGCUCAUAUGCAGGAGUGGUAAAUAGUCAGCUUAGCCAGCUGCCACAGCACUCUCUUGAUCAAGGUGCUGAGGAUGUGGUUAUGGCAUUUUCUAGAUCAGAAACAGAAGAUCGAAGGCAGUAAUGCCGGCAGCAGGCAUUGUCUAGCAUAUAGCACAGAUGAACAAAGCCAAGACACUCAAAAGCUUCUACUGAACAGUAUCCCAAGACUUUUUCCACGCACUCCGGAUUCAUAAACUCUCCUGAAGUUUCCCCAAGACCUGCUUUUAAUCUGUUCAUUCAGUUACUGAAAGUAAAUGAUUUUUUUCUAAAUCCUGUUCAAAAAUAAGCAGUUUGGCACAAAACUGUUUAAAGAAGAGUAUCCUGUGGCUCCUCUUAAAGGUUUUAUUUUUUUUCUUUUUGUGGUUGUUUUUUUUUUUUAAUUUUGCUGCUGACAAAAGCCACCUUUGUUUUUUAUUUUUUUUUAUUAUUGUAUAUGCUCAUUUUGCUGAAUGAGGCAGUUUGACAUUUUUUCACAUAGGCCAGCUCUACUAAAAGAGCUGAAUAUAAUUGAAACUGGAAGUAUUUAUUAGGGUGGCUUCUAGUUGAAGAUCUGUGCUCUCCCACUGACAUUUUUAAAUGGACUUUAGUUUUAUUUUAAUACUGAAAAUGUUCUUUUUGUUUGUUUUUGUAUGUUAAAGCUUCGGCUGUUACACACUGUGUCACUGACUUGAAAGAAGCCAGCUUUUUGUAAUAUUUAUUACAGUUUUUGGGAAAACAGUGUAUACUACUCCUUUGUAUUUUAUUUUGCAUAAUGAUUGUUAGCCAUGUAAGACACUUAAGCCUUUUCUAACUAUUUAUAAGAAAGGCAAAAGGGAAACACUAUAUUCCAUUUGUUUGUUCAGUUGGUUUAUGUGCAUGUGUGGGAGGUGGGCUUGAAAGUUUUGGUUUUUUUUGUCAGUGUCAACAUGGAUAUUUUCCCCCUUAGAGAUUAAACUUUGUGUAAAUUGCCACAAGAUGUGACCUAGUUCUGAAGAAGAUCUAGAUGUGCUUUCAGGAUCACAGCGAUUAUCACACAAAACAAAAAGAAACAUGAAUUACCCUUUGUUUUAAAGGUUCAUUAUUCUUCCUAAACCAAAUGUAUUAUGAAGUUUUUGCUGUAACGGAUUCUACUCUUUUGGGAAAGGAGUCCACUACACAGCGUUGUUGUUGGAGUAUGCUUUCAUUCUGCCAUGAGAGAGAGCAUUAGUCAGCUUGGGCUCUAUUAUAUUUGUCAAAUAGUUUUCUGAGGAAAGGAAUAAAAUAUCAGAGGACAAAA
This is a messenger RNA of Xenopus tropicalis (tropical clawed frog), 1513 nucleotides long. RefSeq names its product catenin beta interacting protein 1 (gene ctnnbip1). The record is from RefSeq and is marked provisional. Gene Ontology annotation, biological process: negative regulation of transcription by RNA polymerase II; negative regulation of canonical Wnt signaling pathway; negative regulation of cell population proliferation. NCBI's taxonomy places the organism in Eukaryota, Metazoa, Chordata, Amphibia, Anura, Pipidae. Gene Ontology annotation, molecular function: beta-catenin binding. Gene Ontology annotation, cellular component: cytoplasm; nucleus; protein-containing complex.